AUUUCAUGCUUUUUGUGAGAUAUAAACAACAGUGCACCGAUUCAAGCAGAACGAAAACGUGUUUUUAAUAAAAAUAUUUUAGGUUGUUGGGUGUUUGCUCGUUAUUUGUACUAGAUUUGGUUCAAAAUGGAUAUAGUGAAGACGGUUUUGGAAAAACAGAAGAAGGAUUUGGAAAAAUAUAAACCAAUUACCGUGCAGAAGCACUUGGACGUUGUGAUCGAUGAGGGACACCUUAUGGUGACGGAUCCGAAUAACUUCGACGACGAUAAGCUCAAGAACUACAGAGAACAAUAUGUUCUGGACCUAACCAGAGAUAAUACACAGCUGUUGAUCAAUAGCAUCUGGGAGCUGCCUACUCAACGCGAAGAGGAAUCUGUGGUUGCUAAACUUCCAGCACCAAGAAUGAUGCUGCCACGGGCUCGUAAACUGCCCGUUCCGAAACCCCUCACCAAAUGGGAACAGAUAGCCAAGGCCAAGGGAAUCAAAAAGCGAACACGCGAUAAGAAGGUUUACGACGAAGUAUUGGAUAAAUGGGUACCUACGUACGGAUAUCAGCGAUACAAGGCCGAGAAAGAGAAGGACUGGAUCAUUGAAGUGCCACAGAAUGCUGAUCCAAAUAAAGAUAUGUUUGCGGAGAAGCGGGAUUUGAGGAUCGAGCGGAUAGCUAAGAACGAAAUUUCUCGCAUGAGAAACAUCGAUCGAGCCAAGAAAAUUCAAACACCACGUACCGGAUUUCUGGGACCGGAAUCAGCUUCAGCAAAAGAGCUUGUAACGGCGGCCAACAUUGCCAAGGCAUCUACCGCUUCGGUGGGCGUUUUCCAGGAAAAAUUAACCAACGAAAAACAGGCUCGAGGAAUUGGUGUUAAGGAAUUGAUGCCUGGAAGAAAGCGAAAACGGACACCGGUCACACUUCCAGGAGAAAGGAAGCGUAACUUGGAAAUCGUCAACAAAGUGCUAAAUAAAAAGCCCAAGAUUGACGUUGAGAAAGCUAUUUCGAUGCAGAAAGCGGAAGCACGGGCAGAGCGGGAAGCAAAUGCCGGUGAUGAAGGUGGAAAGAAGAAAGGUAAAGGCAAAGGAAAGGGUAAAGGUGCCUUCGGACGGAAAAAGCCUAAGGGCGGUCAAGGUAAGAGGAAUCACAGCAAAAGGGCUGUCGGGCGUAAGAGGCGUUAGGAUAAUGUUUAGAGCAUAAGGAUAGUAAGGACAGAAUCAAUUAUAAAGUUUACAUUUA
Molecule: messenger RNA, 1228 nt
Organism: Armigeres subalbatus
Lineage: Eukaryota; Metazoa; Arthropoda; Insecta; Diptera; Culicidae
Product: ribosome biogenesis regulatory protein homolog
Exons: 4
Coding region: 127-1170 (347 amino acids)
Biological process (GO): ribosome biogenesis; ribosomal large subunit biogenesis; endonucleolytic cleavage in ITS1 to separate SSU-rRNA from 5.8S rRNA and LSU-rRNA from tricistronic rRNA transcript (SSU-rRNA, 5.8S rRNA, LSU-rRNA)
Cellular component (GO): preribosome, large subunit precursor; nucleolus; nucleus
Molecular function (GO): protein binding
Source: RefSeq, a predicted model, not a curated record